GCUCGGAAACGCGCAGGCAAAGAUGAGGUGGCUAACGAAGGCGAAGACGAGGAUGUGGUCACUGUCGGCCAAGCUGGUCUUGCCUGGCGUAGAGAGAAGCGUAGGGCCAAGCUCUCCGUGCGAGUUCUUCGUCAACUCCUCACUGUAGUCCACUCGCUUGCCGGCAAGCACUCCACGUUUCCAAAAGGUCCAGUCUCUUCUCUUAACCCUACUGACAACGACAAUCAAGGGACGUCGGUAACGAAGGAGAAUGGAGAAGAGAAACCAGAAGGACAAGCAGCAGCAGAUGAGGAGGAGGAUCAGGCUACAAAACCAGCCAGUACGUCUACAAACACGGAGGCCAUGGAAGUUGGUAGUGCUAAUAAUGAGGAAGAGGAGGAGGAGGAGAAAACCACUGCAGAUCUUGAAUCCGUCUGCUCGGAGGCUCCCAAAAUGGCCGAGCUGGAAAUUACGAUUCAAAAGACUUUAGAUGAAAUUGUGAAAACAUGUUUGGCUUGCGAGAUCUGCAAACCACACUACAUUACUUGCUUGACCACAUUAAGUCAUAUUGGUUUGCUUUUCCCUGGUGUCUAUAACCGUCAGUUGAAACCUCUAAUGACGGGUCAUUUGAUUCCAAAUCUCCUCACUAAGGACGAAUUAGAUACCCCAGCCUCUGUUGGCAAAUCUAAGGCGACUUCGACCAAAGCGGCUAGAAAGAGUGGACAAAAGUUAAAUCAACCUUCUACAUCGAAAUCUAGUGGUGAAGAGGCUAAAGCGUCUGAUUGGACUCUUGAUGGAAAUGUGCCAAUACUCACUCGAGCCAAGAUUGCAGCUGUGAAGCUCAUGGCUAAUUGGUUAGUGGGACUGAAGUUGCAGAAUAAGCAGGUCGCACAGGUUAUUAUUCGGCUCAUUCACCGGAUUAUUGUACAUGAUGGUGACCUGACUGGCAAAGGUCAUAUGAGUCUAGGUGACAUGUCUCGAGUGCGUCUGGUGGCCGCAACUUCAUGGCUAAAGAUAGCCAACUUCCAGUUUUACGCUGAGGUCAUUGAAGUUGGUUGGUGUCAAUCGAUGUCCUACGUUAUGUGUGAUCCGUGUCCCAAUGUUCGCCAGAGGUUCCUUGAAGUCCUUCAUAAGGGUCUGAUUCGGCUGAAACUGCCACUGGAAUACAUGGCAAUGUUUUCGCAUGCUGCCGAUGUUCCUGAUUUGGUUUUCCGUCAAUUUGCUAAACAGUACUUUGUUGCGAAUGUGAAACAGAGGCGAGAGUUUCUAGCCAAACAUGGAUCGUUCAGUGAGAAUCCAAGUAAGUUCUGCUUUGCUAUUUGGUUUAUCUAUCUUAUCACGGUUAAAUUUUCUUCACUCAUGAGACAAAAGCUAAAUUUGGUCUUUUAG
Molecule: messenger RNA, 1368 nt
Organism: Rodentolepis nana
Lineage: Eukaryota; Metazoa; Platyhelminthes; Cestoda; Cyclophyllidea; Hymenolepididae
Source: the annotation of a GenBank genome assembly